Xyrauchen texanus (razorback sucker) is the source of this 2544-nucleotide messenger RNA. Its product is annotated as transmembrane protein 263-B-like. Lineage: Eukaryota; Metazoa; Chordata; Actinopteri; Cypriniformes; Catostomidae. The coding region runs from base 169 to 555 and encodes 128 amino acids. The record is from RefSeq and is a predicted model, not a curated record. The transcript has 3 exons.
CAUCCCGACGUCACUUCCGCUUACAUUCGCCUAAAAAUCGGCAAACGCUUAUUUUGAUUAUUUCGUAGAAAGCGCUUUUUCAUUUGAACAGUACUGUUCGUGUUCUCCAUCAAUAUUAAAGUGCAGAGACGCCCCGUGUAAAGCACGGCUGUAUUAAUAGCCUCAGUUAUGAAGGGCCCCAGUGAGACAGAGGUGAUAGAAGAGAAUUCAACACCUGCUGAUCCAAACAAUGAAGAAAAUAUUCCUCCUUACCUGCAAGAUGAACCACCUGAUGACUUGGAGAAGGACCAUCCCAAGAAUGAAGCUGGCAUGGUCUGGAGAAUGACAGGUGGGCUAUUCAACUUCACCAAAGGAGCGGUGGGUGCCACCCUCGGAGGCGUGGCCUGGGUAGGCAGCAAGAGCUUUGAGCUUACCAAGACGGCUGUGACAAGUGUUCCCGCAGCUGGAGUGGGAUUGGUCAAAGGCGGUGUCUCCGUGGUAACGGGAGGGGUCGGGGCAGUGGGGUCUGCUGUGGCCGGUAAAGUUACACCAAAGAAAAAGGACAAGUCAGAUUAGAAUGGCUGCUCGCUUCCACCCUUUGUUGCUUGUCUGGGUUGUGUGUUCUCACUUUCAAUGGUUUUGGAGAGGUGGCAGGUUCAUUUAAACCAUGUGAAAAAACAGUAACUGGUUUACAUUGAUAUCUGACAAUAAAGAAUUUUGGAUGUUCAUCCAAAAAUGAAGUUCUGGCCAAUAUUCACCCUCUCUCAUGUUGUUUCAAACCUGAAUGAAUGAAUAUCUUUUUAACAUGGAACACAAAAGUCCCUAACAUUCUUCCCAAUGUCUCCUUUUAUGUUCAACGGAAGAAAGAAAGUCAUACAAAUUUGGAACAACAUUAGGGUUCUGAAAAUGUUGACCGAAUUUUCAUAUUUGUUUGAAUAAUCCCUUUUAAUGUAAAGAACUGCAAAACUGGUCUCACAUCAGUUCAACUUUGGCCGACAUUAAAAAGCUACUACUACGUUACAUGUGACGAUUGAGAUAUUAUUCCUUUUGUUUGCUAAUCAGUUUGUAUGUGUUUUGUGUAUUUUGAUUGUUUGUGCGUUGGCGGAAUUGUUUAUCUGUGUUAUCGGUGCAGGGGAAAAGUAGUUUUAGGACAAAGAGGGUUGACGUAAUAUCAAACAUGUUGAAAACAAUUCUCAUGAAUCUAAAAUAAAAUAAUACAUUUCACCUUCAUUACCAUGAAAUACAUUUUAUAUAGAUUCAGAGUCAGACAAAUUCUCUCUCACCUGAAACAGACUAAAUACUUGGUUACAUUUAAAUUUCUGCAAUAUCAAUUUAAAAUGGCAUAUGAUGUACACACAAAAUAAUGAAAAAUGAGAUUUCUGUAUUAAAAGUGUCAAUUCAAGCACACUUCACAGGUUCCUUCAAAAUGUGAGUUUGAUAUUUUUUCAACAAAAAAAAGUGUUAUUAUUUUUUUGUUUAAUUAAUUGAAAUAAUGUGAAACUAGAUUACUUCACGUUAUCAUGUGGGAUUUACUCAAAUAUUCUUUGAUUUGAGGUUGGCACAAUGCAAUGCAAAAUAAACUGUGUAUGAGUGACCAUAGAGUUUCUUUGAAAGAGAUUUCAGUGCACCACAAAAUGUGUUCAUUGAUUAGUCAUUUGGCUAUGUUACGUUCCUAGCGGAGGAUUGCAUGUUAUCAUUUAAAUCACAGUUACUGUAAGUGUACUGAAGUCUCUUAAGUGGUCUAAGUUCACACAUUCCAUUUCCUUGGCAUAGAUUAAAUUUUCUCCUUGACCAAAAUGCACCAUUAAUGGUGAAUUUCCAGUGUAAACACUCCAUUUUCUAAGACAAUGGUUUAAAACAUUAAAAUUCAAUCUGUUUCUAGGAAACGGGAGCCUGGAGUUUAAUUAUGAAAAUAAAUUAUUUGAAUCUAAAAGGAUGCUUGAGAGAUACAGGGAGGUAAACAAGCCUGACUAGAGAAACCAUUUUCUUCAGUACAUCUAUAACAGCUUUUUAGGAAGUUUGUAUUGCUCUAUCUCUCUAGAGCAUCAUUCGUAGCUCAUUUGAGAUGUCAUUUUGCUGGCCGUACAUGUGCCUGAAUGUCUUGGGAGUUGUAAGAGCUUGUGGUGGGGUGUUUAGUGUUUCAUAACCGUACAAAACAAUCACAUAUGUAUUUUCCACCCCCAGUUUACUGCUGUUUACAUCAUAAAACUGCCACAGUUGGAAAUGUGCAAAUCAAGUAUUUGUUUCAUUUGUUUCUGUUGCUUUUUUUUUUUCAUUGCUUAAAUGUUUGACUAAUUUUAUUUAUGCAAAAACCUCAUAUGGCAUAUUAUACUGUUGCAAUGCAUGCUUGAAGCUCUAGUUUUGCUCUGUUCAACAUGCUGUUCACCUUAAAUGUGACAAUGUAUAUGAAAUAUGCUUUGUCCUGUUUUUGUCCUGCUAUCUACAAUCUUUCUGGUAGGUACCCAUGUCUUGAAGAUGCUGUUACUAUAAACUGGACUUUUAAGACCAAGUCGAUUUUGUCUAUAAUAGAACUAUUUUUGCUAAAUUGAUGCUGUAUUCUACAAA